GCUUCUAUGGUUUGACUGUUUGUAUACACGUGGUUUUAAAAUUGAAAAAUGAAAAUCAGAAGAUACAAGCGAGUUCAGCGGUAUAUGGGAUUUUAUACGAACAAUUUUGGUUUUCGAUCUCCUUAUCAAGUGUUAAUCGAUGGUACAUUUUGUCAAGCGGCUUUAAAAUAUAAAGUAAAUCUAAAAGAACAGAUGCCAAAGUAUUUGAAUAGUGAUGUAAAAUUGUUAACUACUGUGUGUGUUGUUAAUGAAACAGAAAAGUUAGGUCCAGCUAUUUAUGGUGCUAUGUUAGUGGUAAAACAAUUUCAAGUAAUAAAAUGUGGACAUGAGAAAAAUCCAAUAUCUGCCUCAGACUGUUUAUUCAGUGCAGUUAAAGAAAAUAAUCCUGAUCAUUACUUAAUAGCUACACAAGAUCCAGAGCUUAGUGAAAAGGUUAGAAUUAUUCCUGGUUGUCCACUUUUAUAUCUUAAAUUCAAUGCAAUUAAUUUGGAGAAGCCAUCAGAGAUAAGUGAAGAGGCUGCAGAUACUUCAAAAGAAUGUAAAUUGAAUCCUUCUGGUCAUCAUUUGGCUGUUUUGGAGAAAUUAAAACAAGAUCUUGCAUUAACUGAUCAGACAAAACGUAAACGCAAGCGUAAGAAGGGACCAAAUCCGUUAGCAUGUAAGAAGAAAAAGAAGAAAAUAAUUCAAGAUUCAGAUCAAAAUUUGACAAAAAGAAAAAGAAAGCGCCAUAAACGUUUGAAAAUUGCUAAACAUGUUAAAGUACAAUUAUUAAAUGCAAAAUAAAAUUCAGA
This is a messenger RNA of Centruroides sculpturatus (bark scorpion), 791 nucleotides long. Its product is annotated as rRNA-processing protein UTP23 homolog. The record is from RefSeq and is a predicted model, not a curated record. The transcript has 3 exons. Bases 49 to 783 code for a protein of 244 amino acids. Gene Ontology annotation, molecular function: small ribosomal subunit rRNA binding. Gene Ontology annotation, cellular component: small-subunit processome; nucleolus. NCBI's taxonomy places the organism in Eukaryota, Metazoa, Arthropoda, Arachnida, Scorpiones, Buthidae.